CGGGCACCGUUCAGUCCGGCACGACCAGACGACGGCACAUCUAACGCAAUACCAUCGUAUCGUCGUCAGAUACAAUAACAUAGUAUUGUAAUACAACUAAACAUCGUGACAGUAGUCCGUCUGCCGCACACGGAACACACCGGGUCAGCUCCGAACGCGGUGUGGUCGUGUCUCGUGCGGUCCGCGCGCAUAACAUCAUCUCAUACAUGAUAAUAUUUAUAUUGUUAUUGUAAUUCGUCGGAUUUCCGGUCGUGUCGCGCAGGCGAUCGCCGCGGUCUUCGUAAAGGUUUUCGUCGAGUGACCGACGGAGGAUAUACGAGGCGACGGACCUGCUCAGAACCUAUCACGCAGGAUCUACGCAGAACCUCUCGCGCCAUGGGACUCAGUACCGACCGACUUGACGUGAACAGCUUGCCGGAGGCCGGUAACCGUUUUGAGCUCGGCCAAGUCCUCGGCUCGGGAAUAUUCAGUAACGUUUACGCGGCCAUCGACUGUGAAUCGGGAAAAAAUGUCGCAAUCAAAAUUCAAAACCUCAACGAAUGUUCGGACAACGAAAUAGAUAUUAAUGAAGAAUAUCGGAUAUUGAAAGAUCUGUCGUCGCACCCGAACAUGCCAGACUUUUACGGUGCUUACACCAAUAAUAGUGCUGCCGAAUUGUGGUUUGUCAUGGAGAUGUGUGAAGGAGGAACUGUCGUGGACUUGGUCAAUGGUCUUUUGUUACAGAACAAAAAAAUGAAAGAAGAACACAUCGGAUAUGUACUCAGAGAACUGGUCAAGUCCUUGUGUUUCUUACACGAAAAUCACGUGAUUCAUAGAGACAUCCGCGGCUCAAACGUGCUGUUAACGAAGAACGGGGAAGUGAAGUUGGUAGACUUCGGUCAGUCCAGGGAGCUUAAGAGUCCGGAGUAUAAGGCUAACACGGGAGUAGGAUCUCCAGCAUGGAUGGCACCAGAAGUAAUUUUGGUUGAAAACAAAGACAAUUCCGGUGAAAUACAAUAUUACGAUCAGAAAAUCGACGUUUGGGCAGUCGGUAUUACUGCGAUUGAAAUGGGUGACGGCAAACCACCGUACCUGGACAUCCACCCGACGAGGGCGUUGUUCCAAAUUGUUAGGAAUCCGCCCCCAGGAUUAUCCAAACCAUCAAACUGGACCCAAUUGUUCAAUGACUUCAUUGCCGAGUGUUUGGAAAAAAAUCCAGAUCAUCGCCCAUGUAUGGAAGAACUUUUAGAACAUCCAUUUUUAACGCAAGUUCCAGAUAACGUACAACAAGAAGUCAGGUCAGUGAUGUCAUCUAUUGUUGACGACGUAACAUCUAUUCGAAAACCAGAAGUCAGGAUUAUAAAAAAUGGAUAUCUAAAAGUGAAUCAAAAGGAAGCUGCCAAACCCAUGCACCUAGAAGAUUUAGCUGCGUUGAAAGAGGUAUCCGAAGAUACGGUUCUCGACGAAUUGCAAAAUCGCCAUUUAGACGGUCUGAGUUAUACGUUUGUCGGUGACGUGCUGUUGUACGUGAACCCGAAUCGAGAUGAACCUCUCUACGAGAAAAAGCAUCAUUAUCGUUAUCAAUUCAAAUGUCGAUCUGACAACGCGCCUCAUAUAUUUAGCGUGGCCGAUGCAGCUUAUCAGGACAUGCUACACCAUGAACAGCCACAACACAUACUGAUGGCGGGUGAAACGAAAUCGGGAAAAUCAUUGAACUACGGGAAAUUGAUCGAACACCUGGUGUUCUUGGGGGAGCAAAACCACGUGAAAGUGAAUGACAUCGGUUUGAAAAUCAAAUGCGCCAUAGACGUGAUUCAAGCAUUCGGAAACGCGGCCAACAAAUAUCACAUAAACUCCACUCGACACGUGAACCAGACACAAAUCACAUAUUCGUCCACUGGCAAGAUCAGCGGUGCCAUAUUUUUCAUCUACCAGCUAGAGAAAUGGAGAAUAACAAACCCCAAGAUUAAUGGACAGAAAAAUUUCCACAUCUUCUACGAUUUUUUGGAAGCGGCCAAAGCCGAUCAUGUUAUCAAGCAAUACCACUUGGAGGAGGAUCAUCGGUAUAGAUACUUAGUGGGUGACGGUUCGGACGAACGAUUUCGAUUCCAGCCAAUGUCAAACGUGAAAAACUUUAACAAACUGUUGACUUGUAUGAGGGACACGUUAGAGUUUUCGGAUGAACAGUUGAACACGACGUGGCACAUUUUGGCGGCCAUACUCAACCUUGGCGAGCUGAGUGUUUCUGACGAUGAAGAUGGCGAGAUAAAGAUCGAAAGCGUUGAACUCAUAACGAAGAUCGCGGAAUUGUUGAAAGUGGACUCGAAGAAACUGAGCUGGUCGUUUUUGAACUACUGUGUUGUGGUCAACGGCACUGCGGUUCGUCGCAAGCAGACGAUCUCGGGCGUGUACGAGAGUAUGCGAGUGUUCGCCCAGACGUUGUACGCCAGACUGUUCGAUUGGAUAGUAAACAUCAUCAACCUUAAGCUUUCGUUUACCAGGGCAAUAUUCGGAGACACGCACGUGGUGUAUUUGAUGGACACUUUCGGUUUCGAAUGUUUCCACCAGAACAAUUUGGAUCAACUGUACGUCAACUGUCUAAACGAACAACUCCAGUACCACUACAAUCAACGGAUGUUCGCGUGGGAAAUGCAAGACUUGGAGGAAGAGGGCAUGGACCAGUACAGCAUGCAGUACCGAAACAAUAAACCGAUAAUAGAUGCACUUAUGAAUAACCCAGAUGGACUUUUUUACAUGUUUGACGAUGCUACUAAAAACAAUGAAGAAAACUGUGAAUAUAUCACAAAUGCACUGGAGAUGAAUCCCAAAGAACCAUACAUCCACGUGGCCAGUUCAAAAAGCUUUAGUGUCGCACACUAUAGUGGCACCGUCUCGUAUCAACUAAAAGACGUCCUUGAAAAAAACCGUGACUUCUUGGCACCCGAAGUUGUCGAGACAAUGCGUAUGUCCAAAGACAACGUGAUAAAGGACUUGUUUGCCAACCGGUUGACAAAAUCUGGAAACCUAACUAUUUGCAGAGAUAAAACUUUAUUGGUAAAAACUAAAAACACCAAAAUCAGUCGAUGGGGCGCUGCGCUGAUGUCGGAAAAAACACCGAUUCGAAAGUACAACACGGAAUCGCGCGGGGAGUAUUCGCAAACGCGACGCAUGCGCACCGCAUCAGCGGUGUAUCGGUCGAGCAGCAUGGAAAUCCUGCGGUCGCUGGCCGACACGGCCGAGCACAAGAACGGAGUGCACUUCGUCCGGUGCAUGCGAGCGACGCUUACCGACGAGCCACUUGGCUUCCAACCGGAAGUGGUCAGACAGCAGCUCAAGGCGCUGUCCGUCGUCGAGACAGUGUCCGCCCGGCAGGACGGUUACUCGUGCCGGAUAUCGUUCCACGAGUUUAUACAGAGGUAUAAGUUUUUGGCAUUCGAUUUUUAUGAAAACGUUGAAGUCACCAAGGAAAACUGUCGACUAUUGCUGAUUCGUUUGAAAAUGGAAGGAUGGCUAAUUGGAAAGAGCAAAGUGUUUCUACGAUACUACAACGAAGAAUAUUUGUCCAGGCUUUACGAGACACAAGUGAAAAAAGUCAUUAAAGUACAGUCGAUGCUCCGAGCGUUCAUUACGAAGAGGAAAAUUGCACCACAAUUGAUAAAACAACAAUCUGCGAAUAAACGAAAAUAUUCAACGACUCACGAGGAAGCCGCCCUAGUCAUACAAAAACAUUAUAAGGGAUAUCAAGUACGAAAUAAAAACAGUUCAUUACAAAUCGAAAAUCUUGAUGCCAAGGGACGUAAAAGAAUGAAAAUGGUUUUCAACAGAUGGAAAGGAAAAUCAAUUUAUCAAAUCGUACUGUUGGAUCGUGCCAACAAACUUCAAGACGUUGUAUACUUUUCGUUACAAGUGCAUUUGUACAACCAACACGCGAUUAGUAGCUUGAACAACAUGAACCACCGACCGGUUAUGCUGAGAAAUGUGAUGAGCACGACCAGCGUUAACGAAUUCUUGGGCAGCAAGAGGUGUUAUUUGUACAAGAUACCGUUCCAAUUGAAUAAAAUAGACACGGAAACCGAUCAAAAUAUCUUGAUGGAUGAAAAUUUGACGAACAGUAUGGAUGACUGCAAUUGGGAUUCUCCUUUGAAUCGUUUACCAGAAUCUUCUACUGCAUUUAAAAUUUUGAAACACUCGUUUGCUGUCCGAGACCAAGGCGUACAAGUGGAUAUCAUUCAAGGAGUACGAUUUACCGAUACCGAAUACAGCAAUAAAUCACAAUUUGACACCAACCGAAUGUACCAAAAAAAGGAAGAAAAACCAAUAAAUCGAUCUGUGAGUGACAACAAAUAUAGUACGAAAGAAAAAAAUAAUUCGAAAAUGACCACUACGGCGAAUAAAACAAACAUAAACAAACCACAAGAUAAAUCAAAUCCUGUACUUGAACUUCAAUCUAGAGGUAAACAAUACCAGUCGGAUUACGCUGACGAGGAUGAUCCUCCUUACAAUUUCCAGGCGAUUUUGAAAAAGACCAAUUACAAACGUCCGUCAGUAGAAGGUCGGACUAUACAGUUCUCGUCGGAUAAUUCCAACGACGGUAAGACGACGGACAGGGCGUACGGCGGCAGACGAUCGGACUCGGUGGCACGAAAUGAAGAUUACGGUUAUGGGCCGGUCGCAGACAACGUGAAACGGUCAAAGGACUUCAAGAACGAACUGAACCAUCAACUGUCCAAAGCAACGAGGACUGAGAUCAUACCGGGAGUGAUGCUUGAGGGCUCUUCUUACGACCUUUAGACCACACCGUUGAUGUCGCAUAAAAAAAAAAUUCUUGUAAACGGGAUAAACGGGAAUCAAGGAUUUGUUUUCACGUCGCUUUUUAGUUGCUAAAUAGUUAGCUAUAGAUAAAGUCAUGAAAUAAUUUUAACGCUAUCUCUAUGACGAAUGGGUUAAAUUAAAUCAGAAUGAUGUUCGCGAUGAGUGUUACUCGCUUUACAGUCUAAGUUUUAACCAUAUUAAUAUAUACUACAUUUACGUAUAAUAUCCGUAGAUUUUUAGAACUAUAUCAUAAAACAAGUAACCAUGAAAAUUUAUCAUUGUGAUUAUUAGCCACUUUAGUUAAAAACUUACACGUUUUGACGUGACCCUGUGAAAUGUUAACAUCGUUUAUUUUUUUGUUUAACUAU
Rhopalosiphum maidis (corn leaf aphid) is the source of this 5159-nucleotide messenger RNA. It is a transcript of the gene ninaC, whose product is annotated as neither inactivation nor afterpotential protein C. The transcript is spliced from 28 exons. The coding region runs from base 376 to 4770 and encodes 1464 amino acids. Lineage: Eukaryota; Metazoa; Arthropoda; Insecta; Hemiptera; Aphididae. Gene Ontology annotation, cellular component: myosin complex. The record is from RefSeq and is a predicted model, not a curated record. Gene Ontology annotation, biological process: protein phosphorylation. Gene Ontology annotation, molecular function: protein tyrosine kinase activity; protein binding; cytoskeletal motor activity.